GAAUUGAGGCUCCAGGCAAGAAGCAGGACUCUGGGACUUUAUGUACCCCAACACCCUGUGUUUCCAUAAAUUCUCCUGCAGCAGACUAUCAGGAGUGGGCGGAAGUAAUGUAAAAGGGCGGGUUUUACACCCAAGAUGACACGAUUCCACACUGCAAGGCGGCUGCACGGAGGGAACGCGCGACUUUCCUAAGGUCGCACAGCCGGUCUCAGAGCCAGCCACCUCAGCGAAGCCACAAUUGCCUUCCGCGUCUCUCCUCUCUUCCUGGAGCUGUGCUCGCUCCCAGACGGGGCCGCGCCCCACGCCGGGCAGGGCGUUCUGCAGCCAGCGGCCGCUCCCCGGCACCCCUCUUUGGCUCGGCGGCGGGCGCGGCGCCCGGAGCCCCCACCCAACCGCCCCACCGUAGAAACCAGCUAGCGGGCCGCGGCAGCUCUGCAGACUCACCAGCCGCACGCGGUGCCGGGGCAACGGCGAGAAGGCGCUUCCGCCUCCCGCGGAAGCCCCGCCCCCUUCCGCCGGCCGCCUUUGUAGCGCUGCGGGGUGGGGCUCGUCAGGGGCGGGGCCCGGAGCGGGGGGCGGGGCCACCCGAGCCGCCAGUUUCCCGCCUCCUCGCGCCGGGCACGGUCCCUCCCUGCAGUCCGUUACCCUCCCGCUACCAAAACCAAAGGGGACAGGCGCCUCCCUCCAGGCCCCAAGAUACGCUCCAGGGCAUGCUAUGAGUCAGCACCAUCCCUUUCAGCACGCCCCUCGAGGCCGCAAUCACGGCCCUCUGCCCAAACCUUCAGUAUCAGCCAUUUAACUGAGGGUAUCAGCCAGUGCUGGAGCUGCAGAAACUGGGACCAGCCCUCCACUGACCUCUGACCUGACCCUCCCCAGUGGCUUUCUCUGUAUUAGCUGCUCCCGCUGCUGCGUCAGAUAUUCUCAGCUGCAACUCCCUGCAAGGUGGGGCACCCAUCUCAGGCAGAAGGUUUUGGUGCACCCCACUGAUCCUACUCCCCAGGACUGUCGCUGCCUGUGGCCUCAGGAUGAAAGGGGAGACCCCUGUGAACAGCACUAUGAGUAUUGGGCAAGCCCGCAAGAUGGUGGAACAGCUUAAGAUUGAAGCCAGCUUGUGCCGGAUAAAGGUGUCCAAGGCAGCAACAGACCUGAUGACUUAUUGUGAUGCCCACGCCUGUGAGGAUCCCCUCAUCACCCCUGUGCCCACUUCGGAGAACCCUUUCCGGGAGAAGAAAUUCUUCUGUGCCCUCCUCUGAGCUGCCCUGUCCCUCCUCACAACUCUUCACCUUUCCCUCUCCCGGGCCCUUCCUUAUUUAUGUCUGUAACUGUCGUGAGCGCCCGAGGGUCCCUGCAUCCCAUCCCUAGCCCUUGCCCAACCCUGUGGGGUUAUCUGAAGCACAAGGCUCUCCCUCACCUAUCUGCUGACCCCAUUUCCUCGCCCACUGUGGCAGACCCGAAGCACCCCGUGACUCGGGGCACCCUUAGCUCCACCCACAGAAGGGCUGUCAAACUCUGCCAACAUCCUGCCCGCUUCCCUCUGUGACCCGCUCAGAUAAUGGAGAGAGGGAUAGGCUGGGUGUUUGCUCUCAGUCUCACCUGGAGCUAUUGGAAGGGUAAAGUCAUUUGAAGAAUAAAGUCAUCCAGAGUCUCAGAGG
Messenger RNA from Hippopotamus amphibius kiboko, 1652 nucleotides. It is a transcript of the gene GNG3, whose product is annotated as G protein subunit gamma 3. Gene Ontology annotation, biological process: G protein-coupled receptor signaling pathway. Gene Ontology annotation, cellular component: heterotrimeric G-protein complex. Lineage: Eukaryota; Metazoa; Chordata; Mammalia; Artiodactyla; Hippopotamidae. Bases 1026 to 1253 code for a protein of 75 amino acids. The transcript has 5 exons. The record is from RefSeq and is a predicted model, not a curated record. Gene Ontology annotation, molecular function: G-protein beta-subunit binding.